Molecule: messenger RNA, 1401 nt
Organism: Mesitornis unicolor (brown roatelo)
Lineage: Eukaryota; Metazoa; Chordata; Aves; Mesitornithiformes; Mesitornithidae
Product: 24-hydroxycholesterol 7-alpha-hydroxylase
Exons: 12
Coding region: 1-1401 (466 amino acids)
Biological process (GO): bile acid biosynthetic process; cholesterol homeostasis
Molecular function (GO): heme binding; steroid hydroxylase activity; iron ion binding
Source: RefSeq, a predicted model, not a curated record
AUGGCUCUGGCUCUCCUCUUGGCCGCGGUCCUGGGACUUCUUAUUGUCAAGGCUGUUUUGUUUCCGCUGAGAAACCCGAGCUCCCCUCCUUGCAUCGGGAGCUGGAUCCCUUGGUUUGGAGCUGCGUUUCAGUUCGGGAAAGCUCCUCUGGAGUUUAUAGAGCAAGCUAGAAGCAAGCAUGGGCCUGUAUUCACAAUAUUUGCUCUGGGAAAACGGUUUACUUUUGUGACUGAGGAAGAAGGAGCCGAAGCAUUUUUUAAAUCUAAAGACUUAAACUUUGAACAGGCAGUACAACAAGCUGUCGAGAAUGCAGUUUCUGUCCCUGCAGAAGCAUUUUAUCAGAACCAUGGCAACCUCUACAGCAUGAUGAAGGGAAAGAUGGGUCCUUCCAAUCUGCACAUGUUCACAGGCACUUUGUGUAAGGAACUGCAUGAGCACAUGGCAAACCUGGGCACGGAGGGCACAGGCGACCUCAAUGACCUGGUAAGGCAUGUCAUGUAUCCAGCAGUGGUGAACACCUUGUUUGGGAAAGGCAUCUGUCCGACAAGUCAGAGCGAAAUCAAGGAGUUUGAAGAACAUUUUCAGAAGUAUGAUGAGGACUUCGAAUAUGCUUCUCAGAUGCCCGAGUGCUUCCUGAGGAACUGGUCUAAAUCCAAAAAAUGGCUUCUAAAAUUAUUUGAGAAAGUAGUGUCAGAUGCUGAAAGGACCAACCCUUCAGAGACCACAUCCAAGACGCUACUGCAACAUCUCCUGGAUAACUUGCAAGGAAAACAUCUGGGUCCCAAUUAUGGUCUCCUAAUGCUCUGGGCUUCGCAAGCAAAUGCUGUCCCUGUUGCAUUUUGGACCCUUGUUUUCAUACUCUCUUAUCCUUCCAUUUACGAGAGAAUCAUGGAAGACCUGGCUUCUGUUUUUGGCAAAGCAGGUAAAGAUAAACUAGAAGUCUCUGAAGAGGACCUGAAGAAGCUCCCUUUUAUUAAAUGGUGCACUCUAGAAGCCAUACGGCUGAGGUCUCCAGGUGCAAUCACCAAGAAAGUAGUAAACCCUAUAAGAAUUCAGAAUUUCACCGUCCCUGCAGGUGACAUGCUGAUGUUAUCGCCCUAUUGGCUGCACAGGAAUCCAAAAUAUUUUCCUGACCCAGAAAUGUUCAAACCUGAUCGUUGGAAAGAGGCAAAUUUAGAGAAGAAUGCUUUCUUGGACAGCUUUGUGGCAUUCGGAGGAGGGAAGCAUCAGUGUCCAGGAAGGUGGUUUGCGAUCAUGGAAAUCCAGUUGUUCGUUGUGCUGUUCCUAUACAAAUACGAAUUUGUGCUUUUGGAUGCAGUACCAAAGGAGAGCCCUUUACAUUUGGUGGGGACACAGCAGCCCACGGCACCAUUCCGAGUGCAGUAUAAAUGCCGGGAAUGA